Molecule: messenger RNA, 1368 nt
Organism: Armigeres subalbatus
Lineage: Eukaryota; Metazoa; Arthropoda; Insecta; Diptera; Culicidae
Exons: 2
Coding region: 222-1226 (334 amino acids)
Source: RefSeq, a predicted model, not a curated record
UUGACGCAUGUACCAGUUCAGUCUGACUGUGUAGUCGGGUUUUCAGCCAUUUUCAUUUUGACUGUGCUGCUGGUUAGAAGUGAUUUUUUGCCCGAGCCUCAACCAAACUGAAAGGGGUGGCGGUUUUGGAGAAUCUAUUUUUGAUUAAUUGACAUAAAGUUCUUGUUGUCGAUUCGGUUCGAUUCGAAAUAGGCACGAGGAAGUUAUCCUGUUGGGUCAACAUGAGCGACAAAGAUUCCCUGGAACAGUCGCCGGAAGAUGGCAUCGAAAUCGAACCCAUGGACGAGUACGAAUGUCUGGAGCUGGAGAAGACGAUCAUCAACGAGUGGGGAAUGCAGAGGAGUUCAUUGAACAGAAUGAUUUAUUGUGGCAUCACAGUACGCUGUCUGGAGCUGAUUCAGGACGCCGAGAUGAAUGAACUAUUCAACGACCCACGGAUGCUGGGGCAGAAAAUCGUUUUCAAGCACAGGAUAAAGGACUUUCAAGCGAAUACCCUCCUUCAAAUGUUAGGUCCUCGAAAGCGUCGCCACUGUUCAUCAGAGAUGAGCUUCAACGGCAAACUCGAAGAUCAUACCCCGAACCCACCCCCCAUCCUCCAUGACACAAUGCCACAUGAUCCGAAGAAAAUGAAACUGGAAGACGACGAAGACCCACUCAUCACAGACACAUCACUUCUCGAACCAGAACAAUCUCUGGAGUCCUCAGAUCAUGCGAUUCGUCUGAUUGAACGCCCUUCCAUUGUUCAAAGCGGACCCUUUAUCAAACCCACCACAGCCAACGCCGUGGCUGGCCACCUUCCCAUCCGCAUAUCGUUCGAAGGCCUACGACAUUUGCUGCAAGCUAGCCGCCAGGGCCAGUGGGUGCUGUCGUACUACAACACGUACAGCUCCAUGAAUCGGAAAAUCCAGGCCGCCCUCACCCACUGCAUCGUGGAGCAGUUCCUGGUGUACAACAUCAUGUUCUCCCAUCGGUUGAUGCGGCACUAUGCGCACGUCAUCACACAACUUUUCCCAUCCGAAAACGCCGAAGUGUACUACAAGCCGGCCCAAACGCUCGGCUGGAAGCGCACCUGUGCGUCCGGGAAGUUGAUGGACCGCUGGGCCAACCAGCGGAUGCGCCACAAGGACCGUUACCCACAGCAGCGACCGAGGAUUCUGGACGACACUUCCGAUCAGCGAACCUUUGCCGAGAUGUCGCUGGUCAUUGGGCUGCACAAUGGAUCGUGAAUGCGAGAUGAGACAGAAAUGAUUUAAAGAGGAAAAGAGUGAGAUUCUUAGUUUACUAGUCAGUAUGUAAUGAGAGAUUGGGAUCGAAUGCAUCAAUAAACGCGUUUCUUCAUUAACUGAAGAGACAUAGCUUAACAAUAAA